Molecule: messenger RNA, 189 nt
Organism: Penicillium angulare
Lineage: Eukaryota; Fungi; Ascomycota; Eurotiomycetes; Eurotiales; Aspergillaceae
Exons: 1
Coding region: 1-189 (62 amino acids)
Source: RefSeq, a predicted model, not a curated record
AUGGCUCAAGCCGAAGCUUUCAUUGAAGAUUGGAAAGCAUCCUAUGCUGAAAUUUGGUACGAAUCGAUAAAGGACGCAUUGGAUCGAGGCUUCAGACCUCGCGAUAUUGGAGCUUUCAGAUCUCGCGAGAUGGGGUUGAUCAUUGAAAAGUUCUUAUACAAGCCUAUGUAUCAGAUCCACCGAGAUUGA